Messenger RNA from Thyridium curvatum, 402 nucleotides. RefSeq lists its product as uncharacterized. NCBI's taxonomy places the organism in Eukaryota, Fungi, Ascomycota, Sordariomycetes, Thyridiales, Thyridiaceae. The transcript has a single exon. The record is from RefSeq and is a predicted model, not a curated record. The coding region runs from base 1 to 402 and encodes 133 amino acids.
AUGAGCGACCACAGCAGCGGAUACAUAGGGUCGGACGGCCGGCGCCGGCACGGGCAGGGUGGGGACGCGGCCCACCGCCGUCCCCGUCACCGUCACCGCCACCACGGGGCGGCCGAGGACGAUAAGGUCGACCCCUACGGCUCCCGGGCGGUCGCGCUCAGGCGCCACGCUCUCGCCAGAGUGCCAGAGGCCGCCCGCUCCGACGUGUCGUCAGAGGUGGAGUACGAGUACGACCAUCGCGACCGGCGCUACGAGGACAGCCCGCGGCGCCAUCGCGAGGACCGCCGCCGCCGCAACGGCCGCGACCACAGGCACGCGGGCAUCAUUGUCGGCCUCGUGAUCCUCCUCGCUUCCUUCAUUCUCUGCUGGAGAGGCAACGAGGACAGCGAUGACGACGACUGA